AUGGAGGAAAUAACUCUAGAAAUAGCCGACAAUGAAAAGAAAAAAGACAAAGAAGAAAUACAGGUCGCUGGAACAGAAGAAAGCAUCGUAACAAUAGACACAACUGACAAGAGAACCCGCCGAGCCCAACGACAAGAGUAUACAUUCGCAGCUAAAAAAACCGUGGCCCAGGGUAUGAUGGACGUGGCGUUGAUAACUGCGAAUGCCAAUCAGCUAAGAUAUCUCAUCGAGUACCAGCGCGAAAGCCCGACAUUUUUUGUAAUAGUCUUCCUGAUCGUGUUCAGCCUGGUCCUGCAGAUCGCCGUUGGCAUCAGCUUGAUCUUCAAAGGCCGGUUUGACAUUAAGGGAAAAUCAAAAUCUCCUGAAGCCCAGAUGAUAAAUAAUUACGUAGUUGUCGGUGUUUUUCUCAUCACUAUUAUAAAUGUUUUCGUCGCGGCCUUCAGUGUCACUUCUCCGGCUUCAAUUCCACUGUCACCUAAUGCAACUAAUCAAUAA
Messenger RNA from Cotesia congregata, 495 nucleotides. The record is from the annotation of a GenBank genome assembly. Lineage: Eukaryota; Metazoa; Arthropoda; Insecta; Hymenoptera; Braconidae.